CCUUUUUGUUUCUGAUGAUUUUUCUGCGUUGCGCGGGUGUCAAGAUUCGAUCUUGAUUGGUCUCUUUGUUGAUCGGAGGACGUCGGAUUCAGUACUUGUGACUGUUGAGGAUCGAACAAUGGCACUACAGGAAUCCAAAAUAAUUGCAAUUUUGGUGGCUUUUCUUGGUUCUCUAUCUUUCAUAUUUGCCAUUAUUGCAGAAAACAAAAAGCCGACACACGGGAUUCCAAUCCAAGGAAAGAAUGUUGUUAUCUGCAAGUACCCAAGUGAUCCAUCGGUUGCAUUGGGAAUUUUAUCACUACUAGCACUCCUCCUAUCUGCUAUCGUAGGGCAUGUUGCUGUUUACUUCCCAUACAAAGGGAAGUCCGUUCCAAGUCAUGCUUUGUUUCGGAGUGCUGCAUUGCUUGUGUUUUUUAUCAUUGCUGAGGCUAUUUCGGCUCUAGCUCUGGCGAUGAUGAUGUGGGUUACCAUCACAGAAGGUCUUCAUCAUUCUCGCAACGUUCAUCAUGAUCUCGGAUAUCAAUGCCCUACCGCCAAGACGGGUCUCUUUGGUGGCGCUGCGUUUCUUGCCCUCGACGCAUCGCUCUUUUGGUUCAUCUGUCAGAUCUUGACGCUCAACGCAAGAGCUGAUUACUUGGAUGAGGAGGAUCCUAAAGUAGAGUAUGGACAGGUUUAUGUAACCGAUAUUUGAAUUCACUGCUGCAUCCAGCGGCAGCUUAGAUAUCAACAAAAAAGAAGUAGAAUUAGAUGAAUUAGAGAGGAGAGCAAUGACUUUUCAUUACCUGGCAUCUGACAUCUUAUGUAAAGACCACUGUUUUCUUUCAUCUCAUGACAGACAUUAGUAGUUUAGUUUGCUUCUGUAAAUAGAGCUGAUAUUUAUCU
Musa acuminata subsp. malaccensis (wild Malaysian banana) is the source of this 882-nucleotide messenger RNA. RefSeq lists its product as uncharacterized. The record is from RefSeq and is a predicted model, not a curated record. NCBI's taxonomy places the organism in Eukaryota, Viridiplantae, Streptophyta, Magnoliopsida, Zingiberales, Musaceae.